This is a messenger RNA of Pungitius pungitius (ninespine stickleback), 10408 nucleotides long. RefSeq names its product jumonji domain containing 1Cb (gene jmjd1cb). The coding region runs from base 260 to 9031 and encodes 2923 amino acids. The transcript is spliced from 31 exons. NCBI's taxonomy places the organism in Eukaryota, Metazoa, Chordata, Actinopteri, Perciformes, Gasterosteidae. Gene Ontology annotation, molecular function: chromatin DNA binding; transcription coregulator activity; histone H3K9 demethylase activity. The record is from RefSeq and is a predicted model, not a curated record. Gene Ontology annotation, biological process: regulation of transcription by RNA polymerase II. Gene Ontology annotation, cellular component: chromatin; histone deacetylase complex.
UACACGAGUGUGGAUAGCAGCGGUGGUGCGGUGCAGUGUUCCACGGUUGACGCUUGAAGCGGGUGGAGACUUCUACACAUUUAAAUCCCCCGGCUCGGUUUGAAGCGUUUUGACGCGAAAUAACUUUUCUUUUUUUGUUUUCUUUCUACGGUUGGAUUCUCUAGAACGUUUUUAAUGUCGUAAGUGACAGGUCUGUAAGGGCGUCGUUGUUGGGAAGUUUUUUCGAGGGGUGGGGGGGGGUUUGGACCAACGGAGGGCCAUGGCAGUCGAGGCUCGGCCGGAGCUGGUCGGGAAACGGUUCCUCUGCGUCGGCGGCGACGAGCCGCCCGAAAUCGGCGACAUUGGUCGGUGGCCGUGGAGGUCCGGGGUCAUACGAGCCGUUAACCAUCUUGACAGCGACAACCCCGACCUGACGGUAUACGUGGAGUUUGACGACCAGGAGUGGGAGAAAAGGGAGUGGGUGAAGGUCUAUGAGGAUUUCCAGCUGUUUCUCCUGGAGCACCAGCUGGUCUGGGCCAAGAGGAAGGAGGGAGCAGGAGGAGCAGGAGCAGGGGCAGGACUGCUUCAGGGAACCAAGGCCAAACACAUACAGUGGCCUGCCCUGGCGUUUAAGCUUGUGGUGGGGAAGAGCCUGUUGUCGUCGGUAACAGCUGUGGAAUUCUUCUUGGACCGACAGCUGGACUUCCUGUCUGACCAUUCAGCCUUUCAGCCAUACCAGGAUGAGGUGGACAGUCUGAGCCCAGUGUUGAGAGACAACCAUCAGCUCCAUGAAGAAGUGAGGGGCUGGCUCAAAGACCAAAAGGUGCAGGAGAUUUUUAUGCAAGGUCCCUAUUCAUUGAAUGGCUACCGCGUGCGAGUGUACAGACAGGACUCGGCCACCCAGUGGUUCACUGGCAUCAUCACACACCACGACCUCUUCAGUCGAAACAUGGUCGUUAUGAAUGACCAGGUGCUAGAACCUCAGAACGUGGAUCCAUCCAUGAUCCAGAUGACCUUUCUGGACGACGUGGUCCACUCUCUACUGAAAGGAGAAAACAUCGGCAUCACUUCCAGACGGCGGUCACGAUCCAGUCAGAACAACAACUCUACCCAUAUGACGGGAGGGAGACCUAGCGGGACCACCGGCAGCACUCAGAGUCAUUACACUCGAGCCCAAGCCAACAGCCCCCGCCCUAUCAUGACCUCAUCAGGCCCUAACCCAAAGGGCUCCCAGGGGACACCGGCCUCUCAGCAGCAGCCCGCCAGCCAAUCGCACCACUCACCCGGCGGCAGUGGGAGGGAGCAGAGAGAGCAGCGCAACGCUCGCUCAUCCAGGAGGAAAGGAUCGGACAGCAGUGUUCCAGAGGAGGAGAAGGAGCGCAGGGAAGAGAGCACAGCGAGAGACUCCAAGUCAAAGGCCAAACAGUCUGUGAACAAACGCAGGAAGGUUGAGGAAGAUGAGAAAAAGGCGGGUCUAAAAAGGCUGAAGACUGAUAUGACCUCUGACCUGUCGGAGAGCAGUGACUCUGAAAACCCACACAACAAGAGAACCGCUCACUCCUCAUGCUCCUCCUCCUCCUCUUCGUCCUCAUCGUCCUCCUCCUCCUCCUCAUCCUCCUCCUCGGAGCCUAACUCUGAGAAUGAGCUUAAGUCUCGCGGCAGUGAUGUCAAGCAAAGUGGCGUUUCCAAAAAGGAGGAGGAGCUUCAGCCGGUAAUACAGGGCACCAAAAUAAACAAUUCCUCUUCUGCUAUUGGUCGCCUGUCCCCUUGGGCGGAGCUUCAGUCAGCAGAGGACAGCAAGAAGGGAGUGGCCAAGGACACAGGAAACAUUUCAACCAAGGAGGAGGAGGAGUUGGUAGCGGUGACGCAAAUUACUCAGUCUCCACGGCAACAGACAACUCCGAUCUCAGAUCCGGUCCAGGCGGGCAUUGUGGAUAGCAGCAAGAGCACCGUGAAAGUGUCGUCUCGAUCCCAGACACCAUCUUCCCAACUUGGCGGCGGCUGUGUGAUCGACAUUACGGAUGAGGCUCAGGCCACGGUGCACCAGGAGAGUUCAGAGGCUGUGUCAGCACUGCUGGCUUCGCAGAAGGCAGAGUCCACAGCCCUCUCCCCCUACCUCCCCCUCAACCCCUCUCCCGUCUCUUCGCCGCCCGUCCCUCAGUCUCCCUCGCCAUCGGAAGGAGGCCGCAGGGCGGAUAAUGAGCCUCCAAUGCACCCGCACGGCAUUCUGGGAGGUGGCAUGGCAGCAGCCAGGAGCCUAAGCAACAAGAUGGAGUUUGCGCCCUCUGAGGUCAUCAGGCCCGUCACAUCCAUAGUUGACAAUGUCGUGCUUGUGGAGAAGGAGAAAACAUCCCUCCCUCAUCAUCAUCAUCAUCAUCAUCAACCACCACAACAACAACAGCAACAGCAGCAGCAGCAUGCACAACACUACACAUCCAUCCACCCUGGCAUUAAGAGCCCGUCUCUGUCUGAGGAGACAAGAAAACACCCACUACAGCAACCGCCCCCCCACAAGAUGAACACUGUCCACCCCCCUGAACUAGCCAGAUCCAGAAUAAGCCCCAACACAGCCCCAACACAGCUCAACACCCUCAAACAGAAACCCCAGCACCCCAACAACUCUCAGAGCCAUCCCUACCCCAACACUAAUCCAGCUGAUUUACACAAGGCUAAACCCCACCCGGGCCUGCUGGACAUAUCUAAGCCCAAACCCAACACCUCCCCAGAGGUCUCUAAGCAUAAAAUACAGAGGUACUCUGACUCCUCCCCGCCUCCGAUGGGCCGUUUGUCAGCCAAAGUAGAAACAUCAGAACCUCCGCGGUCCGGUUUCAAGCCAGUGGCGGCACGGUCGGAGACGGGCGGAGGCAGUACGAGCAGCAGCACCAAGAGCCCUCUGAUCAUCGAUAAGAACGAGACCUUCACCGUGUACAGGGACCCAGCUCUGGUCCGCUCAGAUGCAGAGAACUCUGUCUCCGUCUCUGUGUCCUCCAACCACGUGGCAGCCUAUCUCCAUCCCCACCUGCACACCCUCCACUCCCCCACUCCUCACUCCCCCUGCCUCACCUCUGCCUCCCACUCCCACCUCCUCGCUCCUCCUCACACGCACCUGUUACCGCCUGGGGUGCUCCCAGCUAUGCCUCCUCCCACGGCCUCCCUCCUCGGGGGCCACCCUCGGCUCGACUCCCCCAGCGGGCUGGGUCACCUUGCCCUAUCUCACCCGGCAUCAGCGCACCAGCAGCGGUUUCUACAGGGUCAGGGCCCCCCUCCACCCUCUCUACUAGCCCAGGCUCACGGCGGCGCAGCAGGGCUGGGCCUUUACCCCAUCCUCUGGCAGUACCCCAACGGAACGCCGACCUCCUACUCCCCGGGGCUCAACCUGCCCCCCACAGCCAAGUGGGUCCACUCUGAAAACCCCAUCAGCUUGAAUUCCGAGGGCUCACUCAGGAGGAACACACCCAGUCCGUGGCUCCAUCAGUCCGCCGGCAGCGCCAGUGACGGUCUGGGUUUGCUGAGCCACGUUCCUGUUCGGCCAGCAAGUGCCGACCCCCACAGGCCCUCGAUCAAGAUCAGCAGUCACGCAAGCCCUCCGCUGUCUAAGAGCAGCAUGAACACUCAUAAAGAAGAUCCGGAUAAAAAAGGUUUUAUGGACCCGAUCAGGACGUUGACACUGACCCAGCUGAAGCAGGAGCAGACGGACCAGAGUCGAACCCCCGAAAGGAAAGAUGUCCACCUCCACCGCCUCUACCUAGACCCCCACAGCAAGGCACGCCUGGCAAACGCACAGGAUGCAGUUCUGGCAGCAGACCGAGCCAGUAAAUACAAAGAGGAGAAUCGUCAAAUCCUAAAAGAGAGCAUUGAGGUCGCUCCCUUCACCGCCAAGAUCCAGCGCUCCAGUGACCCUGGAAUGGACAGAGAGAGGUGCAGGGAUCCAGCCUUUCCCGUCAGGUUACCGGCUCUUGCCUCCCCAAGCCCCAAGGCCGGCCACAUCCAUCCCCACAUCAUCCAAUCAGAAAAGAGCAACUACUUCACCACUCUGUCCAACAGCGUGGUGAAUGAGCCUCCAAGACUCUACCCCUCCAAGGAGCUCAGCUCUUACUAUGAGAAAGUGUCUGGCGGAGCUCCAGGGGUUGUGGCCAGCAUCGGGGCUGCCGUGCAAAGCCAGGGAGCUCUGUCCCUGGGCAGCUACACCUCCAAAGCCUCCCUGUCAAAGCCCCCUCCCCUCAUUAAGCACCAACCAGAGGGAGGAGAGGGUUUAGCAGGGAAAAUCACUGAGCAGCUCAGCCAGCAGGUGACACUAGUCCAACACCAACAUCAGCACCACACAGUUGGUAUGGACAGGAUAGAACGCCGCAGCCCCGCCAUUUCACCCUCCUCCUCCACAUCUUCCUCCACAGCACCCAAUCACCACCACCACCAACAAAAUCACCAACACCAUCACCACCAUCAACAACAAUUACAACAACAACAACAACACCACCAACACCUCCACCACCACCACCACCAACAACAACAACAACAACAGCAGCAGCCGCAGCAACAACAUCAGCAGCAGCAGCAACAACAUCAGCAGCAACAACAUCACCAGCAGCAGCAGCAGCAGCAGCAGCAGCUCAGGGCAAUGCCAUCUCUCCACCGAGCGCCUGUCUUCCAUCCGCCCACCCAGCACGCAUUGGAUCGCAAGGACGCUGCAGAGCGAGAGAGGGAGAAGGAGAAAGAGAGGGAGAGGACCGUUUAUGGCGGACGCCUGUCUCCACCAACCCUCACGCCCAUUCAGCCAGUUAGCUUAGCGUUAGCGGGUAGCAAAACGUCAGCGGAGCAGCAGAAGCCCCCCACACUGCUGCCGGAACUCAGGGACGUUAAAGGUCAUGGAAGUGCUGCCAUCACCUCCGUAGCCUCAGCCAUUAGUGGGGAGAUCAUGACUCCGUCCGUGGACGCAUGGAGGCACGGAGAGAUGAUUCAGGAAAGAGGGGGAAUGUUGAGGGCCAAGCCCCAUUCCGCGAUGGCAUCAGUCAUCGUGCGUCCGUCGUCAUCCGUCAAAUACAACAGUCUUGUUGGUGCUAACCAAUCUGGUGCUAUGAUCACUAAGGAGCUCCCCCACGGGGGGUUCUACCCAGCCAGUCUUCAGGGGGAGGGUCUAAGACUGGGGGAGAGUCUGAGAGAAGUGGUAACCGGCAGGGUUAUCCAACCCAACUCGAACCUGGACGAAAUGUGUUUCCAGUAUAAACAUUCUUCUAUGCGUGACAUGCAGGGAACUAUGGCAGCCGGCAUCACAAACUCUGUGUGCAGGACUGCCAUUUCAGCGGCAUCCCUUUUUGGGAUACCGAGUAUUAGUGGGACAGCCAUCCCUGAUUUGGGCUACUCUGUCUCAGCACAUAAAACUGGCAUUUGUGGCAGAGUGCUGAGCCACUCAGGACCAGGAGAGUACCAGGAGGGGCUAGGCUCACGCACCACAUCUCCAGGGGGGUCUCUGCCUCCCCCUAGUCCAGUAGGGACACCCCAGCCCAGUCCAAGCCUCACCCCGACACCCAGCUCCAUUGCUGGCUCUAGUCAGCCGUACUCCUCCUCCUUUGUCCACCUUAAGAAGCACAAAGCUGCCUUGGCUGCAGCCCAAUUCAGAAGCAACUCCUCCCCUGCGCCCACAUCCGUCUCAAUCGGAAACUGCUUCCUACCUGUGGAUUCGGUUGACAAAACUCCCAUUCCCAACUCUCCCCCUCCUCCCGCGUCCAGCCAAGCCUCGUCGUCUUCGCUCGAUAGCAGCGGCUCGGCCAGCGGCAGUACAACGACAGGCAAGUCCAGUCCCCUGCCCAACGGCCAGCCCCCGGGAUCGGCCUCGACAAGCAGCGGGCAACCCAGCAACUACCACAAGCUGAAGAAGGCCUGGCUAACCCGGCACUCUGAGGAGGACAGGAACACAACCGCUACUGCAAGCUGCGCCAGUACAAAGCCUGAGAAACUGCCCAGCACCAUCACCAGCACGCCCACCAGCACCAGCACAAGUAACACCGCAGCCAUGUCAGAGAUGAUCAAACCCUGCACAGUCAAUCUCAGCGCCUCCACCUCCAGCGAGGUGGAGCUGAGCAAAGACAGCAAAGCGGAGAGAGAGAGGCAGCUGGAGGACAAGGUUGGAGGAGCAGCCACAGGGGGAGGAGGAGGGGAGGAGAGGAAGGCAGCUCCCUCAUUAAGGCGGGGGAACAAGCGGUCAUAUGAGUCGGCUUCAGAGAGCGGGGGAGACGACUCCGACACCAGUGAAAGCAAGAUGGAGGGCCGAGCCAAGCGCCAGCCUAAACCCACCUUCAAGAAGAAGCAGAAUGAUAUGGCCAGAAGGAAAGGAGACAACGAAAAAGAGGACGACGACCUGAAGCCCAAUGGCAUCUUCCGAUCUGCCCGAGAGAAGACGAAACUCAAACUAGCCAGCAGCAAUGGGAUCCCCCGCUCCGUCCUGAAGGACUGGAGAAAGGUGAAGAAGCUGAAGCAGACGGGGGAGUCGUUCCUGCAGGACGACUCGUGUGCCGAGAUCGGGCCCAACAUGCAGAAGUGUCGGGAGUGCAGAGCGGUGCGCAGCAAGAAGGGAGAGGAGCCCACGCAUUCCCCCGUCUUCUGUCGCUUCUACUACUUCAGACGGCUCUCCUACAGUAAAAACGGAGUCAUCCGAAUGGACGGCUUCUCCAAUCCGGACCAGUUUGACGACGAGGCCCUGGCCCUUUGGGUCCCCGGGUUGAUGGACGAGAGCCAACUGGACCAGACCACAGCCAAAUACAUUCUCAGCUUCAUAGGAGACAAGUUCUGUCAGAUGGUUGUGACGGAGAACACCGCCGCCACUUGGAUCAAGAAGGAUGCCAAAUUGGCGUGGAAGCGCGCGGUGAGGGGGGUGAGGGAGAUGUGCGACGCCUGCGAGGCGACGCUCUUCAACAUCCACUGGGUGUGUCAGAAGUGUGGCUUUGUUGUCUGCUUGGACUGCUACAAGGCCAAGGAGAGAAGGAGCUCCAAAGAUAAAGAACUCUACGGCUGGCUGAAGUGUGUGAAAGGCCAACCCCACGACCACAAACACCUUAUGCCCACGCAGAUCAUACCUGGCACAGUGCUGACAGACUUGGUGGCUUCCAUGCACUCUCUGAGAGAAAAGCACAACAUCAAACCACACUGUCCCUGCACCAACAAGCAGAACCUCAAUACCAAGCUACCAGCCACCAAUGGAGUGUCACAGGUUCUGCAGAACGUCCUGAACCACAGCAACAAACUGGCUCUGGUGAAGGCUGAGCCGGGCUCUCAGCAGAACUCUGACCAAGUAGGAACUAAGGUGGAGACCAACGGAGGAGGCAGAGGGGGAAGCAGUCCAGGCAGUGACGCAGGAAGUUCUCCUGUCAGUCCUCCCGAAUCCCAGUCACCUCUGCACUUCCUGGCUGACCUGGCAGAGCAAAAAUCCAGGGAGGAAAAGAAAGAAAACAAGUCUGUGCUACUGGGUAAAUCAGUGAAGGAAGACAAGGUGGGGGACAGCUUGGAGGUUCUGCAGCAGUGUAAAACCACCUCACUGGUGGCCAACAGUACGGAGCAGGGCUCCACACUCAGAGACCUGCUUACCACCACAGCAGGGAAGCUGAAGCUGGGCUCUACUGACGCAGGAAUGGCCUUUGCACCGGUCUACUCUACUGCGUCACAGACUGGAAAAGGUGUGAGGACCAUGCCAAAUAUCCUUGACGACAUCAUUGCUUCUGUGGUUGAGAACAAAAUCCCUGCCAGCCGGCAGAGCGUCACCACCAAACUGUCAAUCAAGCAUGAGCCCAUCGCCCCGGGCAACCACAACAACAACCCCGCCCCUGCCGUCACUGAGGACGCCAAACCAGACCGGAAGAAGUUGGCGCAGGUUACUGCUGCAGUGACAGAAGAUUUGACCAAUCAGUAUCCAGAUAUUCCUCACUGCUGGUUAAACAACGGACGGUUGCUGUGGCUCAAAGAUCACCGUAACCAGAACAACUGGAAGCUGUUCAGAGAGUGCUGGAGACAAGGACAGCCCGUGUUGGUGUCAGGGAUCCAUAAGCGACUCAACAGCGGACUGUGGAAAGCUGACUCCUUCAACCAGGAGUUUGCAGAUCAUCAGGGAGACCUUCUCAACUGUAAAGACCAAGUGGUGUCCAACUCUGGUAUCAAGGAAUUCUGGGAUGGAUUUGAGGAUAUCACUAAGCGGCCCAAGUCCAAAGAUGGAGAACCGAUGGUCUACAGACUAAAGGACUGGCCGUCUGGGGAGGAAUUCAUGGCCCUCAUGCCUUCCAGAUAUGAUGACUUGAUGAAGAACCUGCCUCUGCCAGAGUACUCUGAUCCAGAGGGCAACCUAAACCUGGCCUCCCACCUGCCAUCUUUCUUUGUCCGGCCCGAUCUGGGACCCAGACUGUGCUGUGCCUACGGUGUAGCUGCGUCUCAGGACCAGGACUUCGGGACUGCCAACCUGCACGUUGAAGUUUCCGAUGUCGUCUCCGUUCUAGUCUAUGUAGGAGUGGCCAAAGGCCACGGAGUCUUGUCCAAAACGGGAGUGUUGAAGCGUCUGGAGGAGGAGGAUCUCGACGAGGGGGUCCGAAAGAGGCUCAAAGACUCGAGCGAGACACCGGGGGCUCUGUGGCACAUCUACCUCAACAAGGACAUGGACAGAGUCCGAGAGUUCCUGCACAAGCAGGGAUCGGACCCUCCGGCAGACCAGGACCCAAUCAGAGAGCAGGCCUCGUACCUGAGCAGGAAGCAGCGCCAACGCCUGCUGGAGGAGCACGGCGUCCAGGGCUGGACUGUGGUUCAAUUCCUGGGAGACUCGGUACUCAUACCAGCCGGGGCCAUGCACCAGGUCCAGAACCUCCACAGCUGUGUCCAGGUCAUCAACGACUUUGUGUCUCCCGAGCACGUGGCCAACUCCUUCAACCUGACCCAGGAGCUGCGACCCAGUAAAGAGGAGGUCAACUAUGAGGAUAAACUACAGGUGAAGAACAUUCUGUACCACUGUGUGAAGGAGGCGGUGAGCUCCCUAAAGAGGAGCAGCUCUGAGGAAGACGAUGAGGAAGAGAACUCAUGACACCCCCGGAGCUUAGUCCGAGCCUCCCAGAGAGGGACACGACUCCCGCCGGCACCUCGCCUCCCCCAGCGGAGUGACACGGGGCCGGCAGCCGCCUCGGAGCCACUCACGUGACAUCCCAGAUGAGCACGAGACCGGAGGGGCCCCGGGCAGGCAGAGAUUAAACCUCACAGGAAGCCUAAGGCAUUCUGGGAAACAAAGGACAGCAUGCAGGUUAGGAAGCCUCACAAAAAGCCACUACGCUGGAGUGACACGGCACUACGAGCCUCCACAGAAACUCUUUUGUGUGACUGUUGGUGCUUGAAUGCAGACUCUGUCCUGUCCGAUGGAGUCCACAGGCCGGACAGCAGCAGCCACCACAGAGGUUCUGUCCCCGUCCGUAGCGGCACAGCGUCUCGCAGAAUGCUGUGACAUUAGGACAGCCUUUCCAGCAGCAAGCAGUGUCAGCUUCCCAACCGUCAUCGCUGCUGUUUCAAAAUAAAUCUAUUAAAGAGAAAGGGGGAGAAAAAAUAAAAUGCAAAAAGUAAAUCUCAGAUGUUUUUUAAGCAGCGACCCGCGCAGCUUCUUUGUUUGUUGUUCUGUCUUUAGUCUGUCUGUCUUUGUCCUUUUUUAUAGUUCUAUCUGUCGGUUGCUGUUUUGUUUUUGUUUUUUACACAAACAUUUGUUUUAUUGUCCUCUGUGAAGAUGUAUUUAUUUUAUUGCUGUAUGAUACGCAAUGUUAUUGAGACAAAAAAGCAUUCAUUUAAAUGUGACUUGUAAAUGUUUCUUUAGUAUGUGGUUUUCAGUUGUAAUACGGCUCAACUGUGAUGGAGGACACACACACACACACACACACACACACACACACACACACACACACACACACACACCAGCUUUUGCCUGUAACUUCGGGAAAUGUUGAUGCCCUACAGUCCUCAUGCCAUAAAUACAUUUUUUGAAUGAACUGCCAAACUAUUUUACAGACUGUAAAGUUGUAUUAUGUAAAGACAGAACAAAAUGGCUUAUACACUUCAGCAUUUUAUGAUAAAAAAAUAUUUCCUGUAAAAUCGAGACAUUUACAGAAAAGAUGUAAUUUAUUUAAGAAAAUAAUGGCUUUUUUUGUUUUGUUAAGAUUUGCAAUGGUGAACUUUUGAAGUUAAAAGAUAAAUGAAAAUGUUUACUAUAAUGUGUAAAUAUAUACAUAUAUAUAUAUAUAUAUAUAUACAUUCACUGAGUAUUUUUUUAAAACAUGGCUUGCUUCAAUUUCAAAUUUUAAAGUGCAAGUGUUACAUGCUUUGUACAUUGAAGUUCAAAAGGGUUUUACAUUGUCCAUUAAAAUGGAUUUAUCAAACGUUUGUUACUGUGUUUUGAUAAGUGAUUAAAACUAAAAACUCAGAU